AUGACCAUUUCCAAGCCCAAGGCGCUGCCGUCUCUCCAGUCUUGCUGCACCUGCGCGACCCUGCUCUGCGAGGUUCCCCGCCACGGCCCCUCGGAAAAGCCUCUGCCGCUAGAUCGCCACUUGGAUUGUUGCCAGAGAGUGAUAUGCGGCAACUGUCGCAAUAACAACCCUCGCUUUAGCUCCUACUGCCCCUACUGCCAAAUCUCGCAAACCGGCACGGUCCUCCCCCCGGACCUAGACGACCCCCCUUCGUACAGUUCCUCCGUCGCAAACCAUCCGUCCAGGGAUGACGUAGCAACGGCGCCCCCGCCAUACACCCCAUGCGCCGCGCAGCGACCGGAGCAGCCGGGCGAGGAGUCCGGCUCGGCCUCCUCCGAGAAGAAGCCGGCGGAAGACACCUUGCACUUCUUGAACCACGCCCACGACAGCAUCCAAUCCCUAUCGCUGCGCUACGGUGUCCCCGCGAUGGCGCUGAAGCGCGCAAACAACAUCACUAGCGACCAUCUGCUUCUGGGGCGGCGAGCGGUGGUGAUACCCGGCGAGUACUAUAAAGGCGGGGUGAGUUUAUCUCCGCGGCCCGUCGAGGGCGAGGAGGAAGAGGCGCGGAAAACCAAGAUUCGCCGCUGGAUGGUGGCGUGCAAGGUCCACGAAUACGACGUCGCCGUAUUAUACCUGGAGCAGGCCAGCUAUGAUCUGACGACGGCGAUGGAGGCCUUUUUCGCGGACGAAGAGUGGGAGCGGACCCAUCCGAUAGAGGUCGCGGGUAGAGGAAAGGGGGUUGCUAAAGGGGCGAGCAGCGGGCAUCUACUUUGGAGAGGCCGACGGUAG
This is a messenger RNA of Durotheca rogersii, 828 nucleotides long. RefSeq lists its product as uncharacterized. NCBI's taxonomy places the organism in Eukaryota, Fungi, Ascomycota, Sordariomycetes, Xylariales, Xylariaceae. The transcript is spliced from 2 exons. The coding region runs from base 1 to 828 and encodes 275 amino acids. The record is from RefSeq and is a predicted model, not a curated record.